AAAACACUCUUGGGGAUACGGCCAACUUGAUGCAAGAACUCAUCAACGGCCUGGACAGUAUCAUCCCGGAGAUGCUAGAAGAUGGUGGACCACCAAGAGUUCCACCGGCUAGUAAAGAAGUUGUAGAGAAACUUCCAGUGAUCGUUUUCAGCGAGGAACUGCUUAAAGAGUUAGGACCAGAGGCAGAAUGCUGCAUCUGCAAGGAGAAUCUUGUAAUCGGUGACAAAAUGCAGGAGCUGCCAUGCAAACACACAUUCCACCCUCCUUGCCUAAAGCCUUGGCUGGACGAGCAUAACUCUUGCCCUAUAUGUCGUCAUGAAUUACCAACAGACGAUCAGAAAUAUGAAAACUGGAAAGAGAGGGAGAAAGAGGCCGAGGAAGAGAGGAAAGGCGCAGAAAAUGCUGUCCGCGGAGGUGAAUAUAUGUACGUUUAGAUUGUAGAAGUUAUGGCACACCACCAAUGUUUGUACUUUAACAUCUCCCAUUUGUUGUUCAUCAUUCACAAAUUAUACAUCCUAUUUAAUAAGAGACUCGAUUUGUUU
Messenger RNA from Camelina sativa (false flax), 542 nucleotides. NCBI's taxonomy places the organism in Eukaryota, Viridiplantae, Streptophyta, Magnoliopsida, Brassicales, Brassicaceae. The record is from RefSeq and is a predicted model, not a curated record.